AAUCCCUUCCUCGCCUCCUGUCCACCCCUGCUCCGAUCCGUCUUCUCGCUGCCUUCUGUCGCUGCGAUAGUUCUGUGCGCAUUUUUCUCGCUUCUGCCCUCCUCGAGUCCUCCGUGCCCUUUUGUGGGGAAAUUAAAUAACCCGAUCUCAUUUCCUCACGACCUUCUACCCUCCGUGAAAGGAUAAUCCCAACGCAGACCAUGUCUUCCGAGUCUCCCGAUCAGCAAUAUCAGGAGGCCAUUAACGGCCUGAAGCCGUUAUCCAACGUGGACCACUCGUUGCCCGCGACUGGCUCCGACCUCUCGCGGUUGAGUGGCCGAGCCGAAAUCGCCAUCGCCAACGGUCUGUCCAUGGACGAGGUGGAAGACGACGAGGAAGAAGAAGUCGACGAAGACUAUGUGGCGGUGGAUCAUGACGACAUCAAUGAAUUCCCCUACUGGUUUCGUCGCCCGCCGGUGCACCAUCGCACCCCGUUGGACGAGCUUCAUCCCUUCGUCCAGGUCCUGACCGUGUCCAAUGUCGAUGACUGCGUGGAGGUGGAACAGGCCUUCCCGGAGCAGGAACGCUGCUCCCGAGACAAAUUCAUCUACCGCCUGAACCGAUGUCCGGAACUCUGCCUGGGGCUGUUCACCCUCCCCAUUGUGAAGGACGGCGAGCCGAAACCUCGCCCCAUUCUGGUCGGCCAUGUUAUCGCGACUCGAACCUCGACAGAGCUGGUGACCGACAAGUCCAUGCAGCUUCCAGCGACCUGGAAGACCGAGCGGUUCGCGGUCGAGGAUGGCGAGACCGUCGGCCAUGACGAAUACGGCAGCACGAUUGCGAUUCACUCCCUUGCCGUUCGGCCUGAACACCAGGGCAAGCAGGUCGCCAGCACCCUGAUGAAGUCGUACAUCCAGAGAAUCAAGGAGGCGCAAAUCGCGGACCGUCUGUCCAUCAUCACUCAUGAUCAGCUGGUAUCGUUCUACGAGUCGUUCGGCUUCUCGAACCGCGGUCCUAGCAAGUGCCAGUUUGGCGGAGGCGGCUGGGUCGAUUUGGUUCUGGAGUUUAGCCACCAGCAGGAAUAAGAUCUCCAUGGGCUGAUCCACCUAUCUCUUCCUCCCUUCUUUUACCCCCCUUAAUACAACUUUAUGAUUUUUCUUUGCCUUUUUCUCUCUCACACAAUUCCCAUUCAAUGUUUCAUGCAUGGAUGCUUACGUUA
Aspergillus steynii IBT 23096 is the source of this 1198-nucleotide messenger RNA. RefSeq names its product polyamine acetyltransferase. Gene Ontology annotation, cellular component: cytoplasm. The transcript has 3 exons. NCBI's taxonomy places the organism in Eukaryota, Fungi, Ascomycota, Eurotiomycetes, Eurotiales, Aspergillaceae. Gene Ontology annotation, molecular function: aralkylamine N-acetyltransferase activity. Bases 201 to 1064 code for a protein of 287 amino acids. The record is from RefSeq and is a predicted model, not a curated record.